Messenger RNA from Dermacentor andersoni, 3880 nucleotides. RefSeq names its product transforming growth factor-beta-induced protein ig-h3-like. NCBI's taxonomy places the organism in Eukaryota, Metazoa, Arthropoda, Arachnida, Ixodida, Ixodidae. Gene Ontology annotation, biological process: extracellular matrix organization; cell adhesion. The record is from RefSeq and is a predicted model, not a curated record. Gene Ontology annotation, cellular component: extracellular matrix. Gene Ontology annotation, molecular function: cell adhesion molecule binding.
UUGUAGCUGGCAACGGCUGGCCCUCUGCGCACGUCCACAACCGUCCCUCGGCUUUCAAAUCGUUGCACUCGCGUCGAGCCAGUCGGUUGUCGGUUGUUUGCUAGCGCGGUCACACGCAUAGUUGUGUACGUCCUCUGUAAGGCAGGAAGCACAAUAUGAAGGUGUUAGUGGCCGUUGUCGUUCUUCUAGUCGGUUUACAGCAUGUCUCUUACUGCUACCCUAACUUGGAUUACAUCGGCAAUAGAACGCACUUGUUGCGUUUCUUCAAUUCCGUGCCUGGAGUGUUGGGUACCUAUGGAACCGAGUAUACUAUCGAGUCACUGACAGGGAAGCUGCCUCUCGAAUGGCAGAACGUGACCUCCAGGCGUUCUAACCUGCUAGAGAUAGCCAAGAAACUAAACUUGACCAAAUUAGUUGAAGCAAUAAUCAAAGUAGGGCUUGGAGGGCUGCUGAAUCACGAAGGUCCAUUCACUUUGUUUGGCCCCACCAACGAAGCAUUUGAAAAAGCACCUGGCUACUGCAGAAAUGUUCCACUGAAAGAUGUCGUCAAGUACCAUAUUGCACUUGGUUCACACAAGAAAAACGAAUUCAAGAACAACCUACUGCUCACCAGUUUCCUACAGCAACGCCAACUACGAAUUAAUGUGUACCCGCAGACCAAUUCUAUCACAGCUGCUGGAAGAAACAUCACCAGCACCGACAAUGUUGCCUCCAACGGAGUUGUGCACGUGCUUUCAGAUGUGAUCUGCUCACUGUACAAAGGAAGUGCAGCUUUUGAAUUGAGCCGCUGCAAGGCGUACUCUAUCCUCAACGAAUUGAUUAAGACAGCUGACCUCUACAAUGCAUUGGAUGGUGACGGACCGUUCACACUGUUUGCUCCAGUAGAUGAGGCAUUCGCAAAACUGAGUCCAGAUGUCAUUGACCACCUCAAGAGCAACGUUACAGCCCUGAAAGAGGUUCUGCUUUACCACGUGGUACCCAAUGUGUGGUACAGCCCUGGGCUGGUGAAUGGGAAGCUGAAGACUCUGCAGGGACAGAACCUGACUAUUUCCAUCGACGACGGUGGUGUCCACGUCAACGAUGCUACUGUCACCUUGGCCGAUGCAGCCGUGCGCAACGGUGUAGUCCAUUCGAUUGACACUGUCCUCAUACCAAAGCUUCUGAGAUUCAACCGACCCUUUCGUGUAACAAUUGUAACCAUGGCAUAAUUUUGCUUUGUUGGGUCAUUCGGAUCCCAUUAUACGAAAUGGCUUUCCCCCACGACAGGGUCUCACACAAACUAAAUUUGCUUGUUUAGGUACAGCGGUGCGCAAUAAGACAGAAAACAUACAGCCUUUGUCAAAAGUUUCCAGCCUACUUCAUACAUGCGUUUCAUAUGUGUGGUGCGGUUCCCAUGGCACUCCUGAUAAUUUAGGCUGCUGGAUGGUUAGUAAGAGAGUUCUUUUCAUUCCUCAGGGCGUUGUAAUUUACGGCGUACUGCAGGAAGUCCGUUAAACAGCCUGGUGAUCGCAGGCAACAUAGGAAAUAUGCUUUUGAGGAAGAGUUUACCUAAAUUUGCAUUCGGGACACCACAGUGACUCAACACAUGUAAUUGUAAUGCAAGGCUGAGUAUUCAGUACAAAAGCCAGUUGGGGUGUGUUCGCAUGUCAAGCUUGAACUUGUGAGUAGUCACAGUAGCUUGAAAACUAAUUCAGUGAGCCUUUUCAUAAUGUUCACGUAGUCAGCGACAAAUGAAGUUAUGCAAGAGACAUGGGCCGGCGCGAAGGGUGCACAUUUGUGGAGGUAGUAAUGAAGUUGUGAGUAGCAGAUGCUGUAGUUCAUAUCUCUUGGCUACAAGUGAACAUUUUAACGCAACGCCUAUUGUGCGGAGCAUGGUUUCCAUGCAGUAUGGUGCAGGUGCAUUAUCACAUUUCGUUUGUUGAUGACCUGACACAGACUGCUAAAGACAAGCCAAGCACAAGAUUUCAGACUGCGAGAUUGAUAUUAAUUCUGAGUAAUAUAACUGUAGCAUAUAACUAGGGGCGUGCGAAUAUCAAAAUUUUCAAAUACGAAUACUUAGCAUCGAAUAUCGGAUCAAAUUUUGAAUAAUGAUAUGCAAAUGCAUUCAUUAGCAAGUUGGUUUAUUUUAACAUGUUGGAACAUUGCAAUUACAUUGUCAUUGGUAAAACAAUUAACCUAGUAAGUCCUUAUACCAAAAGAUUGUAUAUUUGGCUCAUGUUAGGUUUGGAAAAUUGAGUAAUCUCCGCUAGUUGUCUGUUCUCGCCAACCUGUGCCUUAUUAUACCGCAUCAAUUUCCCGUAAACUCGGAACCAUUUGACCCUAUACCAGCCGUCACUCAUCGCAUUUUCUGUCAAUCAAUAAGCUCAGGACUUGAGUGUGGAACCUGCACAAGAGUGCGCCUUCGCUGUUCGCAAACCCGUGCUACCCCUUGCUACUGAGAAGCUGGCUUUCCUGCACAGCUUGUGCGUCCAGUGGAUAAGCUUGUCUUGCAGGCGAAAUUCCGCCAGCAGCAUGAAAUUAUCGCAACAUUCAGCACAAAAUCAGACACAUUUUCUUAUAUUAGAUACAAAUAAACGCCAAGAACCACGUUUGAUCCCUCGCAGCCAGCAAUGUAUUCAAUUUGUUUCGAAUAUUCGUAUCCAAUCGAACAUUCGAAAAUUUUCGUACACCUAGUUUUCGAAUUGAACACGAAUAUUAAAAAAUAUAGUAGUCGAUAAUAUUCGAAAUUUUCGAAUAUUUGCACGCACCUAUAUAAAACCCUUUUAACGUAGACCCCUUCACAAUAAUUAAUAUUGGUCACAUUAUUAAACAAUUCUGUGCAUUUAACAUACACUUGACAGCCCUUGAAUAAAUGCAAAGUGACAUCUGCUAUAACCAAAUACACUUUACUCGCCAUUACAUUUCAUAUGCACUGACAUAUUUUCUUGGUUUUUCCUUUCUUCUUUUCUUUUUCUUGGUAGUGCAUUGGCAGGAGACAAUAAAACAUUGCUUUAUUUAGUACUACAUGGAAUUUUAUAGACUGCAGACAGCCUGCAAACGAUUGCCGCAAUGUCAAGUGUCACAUUGCUAUAUCAGUAACAGUGCAUUUGUAAUCGUCCAUUAUUGAACAAAUCUGUGUUGUCGUCUACUGUAAGUGAUUGCAUGUUCAAUCAAUAUUCAUUUAUGUUGCACAGUGAUCAUUUCUGCUUAUUAGAAAGGGAUUCAAGCAGUUUUUUUUAUCCGAGUUUGUUGUCAAAUUCUUCAACUGCUUGUAAUGGUUAUUUGGACUUGUUGGCGUUAAGCUUCUUUGUAUGUUGCAAGGAAUGUCUUUUUUUCUUGCAUGCGCUCACUCUUUGCCAAGUCCUCGAGCAUGGUCAGACUUGUGGCAUUCAUUUGUUACAUUCAUGCAGACAUGCAAUUGUUGUCGAAAGCUAGAAGAGCAACCCAAAAGACAUUGCAGUUGCUGCUCGGUGCAAGGGUAGCAUUGUGAUCAAUGAUGGUAACCAACUUCUGAUCGUUUCUCCAUGUACAGUUGACCAUCGCCCAAAUUAUUAUGUGCAAAGUAGCAUAUGUUUUCAUUCAAAUGAGCCAGAGGUUGUUUUGGUGACAUAUUCUAUCUGUGCUGUGCCAAUUUUGAAAACGUCGUGCCGCUUACUUCAGUUUGUUUUUUGGGAAAGCUGCUCGUUGACCUGGACUUGCCCGAUAAUUCCAAUACGCUUGCAAAGCCACACUUUUAUGCUUGAGUAAGGGAUCCAUACAAACCCCUAAGUAUUCUAACGGUGGUCAGCCACCUGUUUAAUUUCUAACAAAACCUUCAUGCUUCGCAUUCUUCACAUAGUUUCAGAAUUUUUUCAAGUAUAUGUGUAUUUUUGUCUUUUGUAAUACAUGUAUUUGGAAAACA